Blumeria graminis f. sp. triticale is the source of this 570-nucleotide messenger RNA. The record is from the annotation of a GenBank genome assembly. Lineage: Eukaryota; Fungi; Ascomycota; Leotiomycetes; Helotiales; Erysiphaceae.
AUGAUUAUCGUCCUCACUAUUAUUUCGCUUCUAUUCCAAAAUAUAGUCGCCUUCAGUGCUACCGCUGACACUGAAAAAUGCAAAGUCUUCACAUCAACCAUCGAUGGAAAGGUUAGGUUUGUCAACGGCAGUACACUUGAAACAUCACGCUCAAAAGCUUGUCGAAAAAUCCGUAAUAUGGAUCUCAGGGAUCACACAGAACAAAAACCACUUGAAUUUAAUAUUGAGGAGUAUAGAAAAUACAUGAUAGGACAUCCCCGCAUUAAAAUAUCAAACAUAAUGUUUCCUGGAAGCCAAUCUAAAAGAAAACUUUACUUUACUCAGAUAACAGACUUGGGUGAAUACUUCUUACAAAAGGAGAAACAUCCUUCAAUAUCCUUCUAUCUAGUCCUAGACCAAGAUUGUAGCCUGAGAUCAGUUUACAAAACUGAAGUUAUUAUAGUUAGUAGUUCGGAUUCCUUUCAACGCCAACUCUUAACAACAUUUUUCGAAGUGCAACAACUUGAUGAAAUUGAGCGUCAAGAAUAUCCUGUGGUGCAUUUUUUCCGGCGUAAACUUAAGAUUUCAUGA